This is a messenger RNA of Pogonomyrmex barbatus (red harvester ant), 335 nucleotides long. RefSeq lists its product as uncharacterized. The record is from RefSeq and is a predicted model, not a curated record. NCBI's taxonomy places the organism in Eukaryota, Metazoa, Arthropoda, Insecta, Hymenoptera, Formicidae.
AUGAUGUUCCGAUUUAAACAAAGAAAUUGUCGAUGAUAUAUAAUGGGUCAUGGAGUGUGCAGGAUCACGGUAGAUGGAAGUCUAAUGUGAGAGAGAGAGAAAAGCGUGCAUACAAAAAAACGCAAAAGUAUCGCGUAGUGUCUAACGUACACGUUCAACGAGAAGAAAUGGCAAGUGAAAAGACAUCGCGGGAAUUCGAUUAUUUGGCGUAUAUUAGAGAUUUGUUAAAAAUUACUUAUCCAACUGAAGCAACAUUAUAUCUCGAUGGUAUCUCAGUCGUGGAAACUGUGCAAGUACGGAAUCUUAUAAAAAUUCAAAUACGCCAUCCGAAUGGA